GGAAGAUUCAGUGGACGCUCAGCGCGGGGCAGCGGCGAGUGUUCCUUCCUCCCCUAGUGUCAAAAGUCAAGCGGACAUGCCAACACAACUCUAGCCUACCGCUCCGGCGGAAGUGGCGGCGAGUCCGUCCGGUCCGCCUUCCGGUCCACCGCCCGCCAAUUUCCGGCGGCGGGUGAGCGCGCGUCGCGUAACGACCUUCUGCGUGGAGUGUAGGCAGGCGGCGGCGGCGUAUGGAUGGAGGCCUCUGCCUCUGGCCGGGCGUGGCAGACCUGGCGGCGGGCCCGGGCCUCGGGCUUCCCGCUCUCCCGAGCCGCCAUCCUCCUCUUCUCCGCCUUUCUUGUGCGGGCGCCCCCGUCAGUUGAAUAUUUGGUUCGAUUUCCAAGAACUUUUCGCUUGACCCAAGAGUCAGUGAAAAUAGUGGGAUCAUCAAGUUUUCCAGUGAAAGUAUAUGUCAUGCUCCAUCAAAAGAGUCCACAUGUGCUAUGUGUAACCCAACGACUGCGAAAUUCCGAACUGAUAGAUCCAUCAUUCCAAUGGCAUGGGCCGAAAGGAAAAAUUGUUUCAGAAAACAGCACUGCACAAGUAACAUCCACAGGAAGCCUUAUAUUCCAGAACUUCGAGGAGGCUAUGAGUGGAGUUUACACAUGUUUUCUUGAGUAUAAACCUACUGUGGAAGAAAUUGUUAAAAAUCUUCAACUAAAAUAUCUCGUAUAUGCAUAUCGUGAACCUCAUUAUUAUUAUCAGUUCACAGCUCGGUAUCAUGCAGCUCCCUGCAAUAGUAUCUAUAAUAUUUCCUUUGAGAAGAAACUUCUUCAGAUUUUAAGCAAAUUGGUUCUUGACCUUUCAUGUGAAAUUUCCUUACUUAAAUCUGAAUGCCAUCGUGUUAAAAUGCAAAGAGCUGGUUUGCAAAAUGAAUUAUUCUUUACAUUUUCAGUUUCAUCUCUAGACACUGAAAAAGGACCCAAGCCAUGUACAGAUCAAAAUUGUGAAUCUUCUAAAAGACUAUCUAAGGCUAAAAAUCUCAUAGAGAGAUUUUUCAAUCAACAAGUAGAAGUUCUAGGCAGACGUUCAGAUCCAUUGCCUGAAAUAUACUACAUUGAAGGUACUCUCCAAAUGGUUUGGAUCAAUCGCUGCUUUCCAGGGUAUGGAAUGAAUACCCUGAAGCAUCCAAAAUGUCCUGAAUGCUGUGUGAUCUGCAGCCCUGGAUCUUAUAAUCCCCGUGAUGGAAUUCACUGCCUUCAGUGCAACAGCAGUCUGGUGUAUGGAGCAAAAGCAUGUGUAUAGGACAUUAUCUUGAAUUAUCUGGUGGUUUAUUAAACAUAAAAGUAUAUUUUUGAAAUAUUAAUAUAUAAUAAAUCACUAUUAUGCUAAAAUUAAAUAAUCAGAUUUUACAAAAAAAGGUCUCAUUGUUUUAAUCAUAGUAUGUCCACAUACUUUUAAGUGUGAACAUCCUGUUAUCUUUAUCCAUGAAUGCUAAACCUACAUAUGACUUCAGAAUAUCUCUUGUAUCACUGUUUAAAAAAUAGUUUUAAAUAUACUGUAUUAGAUUAGCCCAGAAGAUUUUGCAGGGUUUUAAAAAUAUGUAUCCCAUUUUCUUUACUAUAUAUUCACUGGACUCAGGUUACCACAUUUUUUUAUAACUUUGAUUUUAGCUUAUUUCAAUCAUUUGAUUUAAUUUUAUGGAAAUUUAACUAUUCUAGUUCACCCUUCCACAGUUCAAAGCCAGUUUUAAAGCCUACAUCUUAUUACUGUAGUUGUUAGUCUUUUUAGUGUAAGGCCUAACCCAAACCACAUUGUGGGUUUUUAAAACAGUUCAAUGUGGCUAUCUUAAACCUCCAUUUUAAAGUCUCUUUAAUUACCCUGACAUUUCAGAAUGAAAUGGAGAAAUCAUUAUAUUUCCCUAGAUCAACAUUUGAACUUUCUCAGUAGGGAGACUAAGAUAUUUCUUUCUUUUUUUUUUUUUUUUUGAUAAUACCUCUAGAAAAAGAAUCACUCAUUAGAACUUUAAUUUUAUUUACUUCACUAUUAAAAAUGAGUAUUAUGUGUUAGUUAUUACUGAUACCAUGACUAAUAUUUAUCUUCUGUCACACAGGAUGUUAUAUUUGAAUUUGAAAACUUUGAUCAAAGUUUUAGGUACCAGGAAAAUACAUAAAUAACUUACAAAAUGAACAUUUUCUCAAUUUCCUAAAUAUUGUUUGAUUUAUAUUUGUAUCAUCUUUGCUAUGGGACAUUCCUGUUUUGCUCUUCAUAUUUCCUUUCUUAAAAGGACACAGAUAUUUGUACUUACCAAAUUACACAAAUUGGAUGUAGGUACAAGUGGGCAACACAUUAACAGAAAAAGUAUUAAUUAUAUGCUGGGAACUAUUAUCCUUGAUAAAAUAAGUGUAUGGUCCAGUAAUUAAGUGUAUGGCCCAGCCAUCCCAUGGACAUAUAUAACCCUGGAAUUCUCACACAAAUAAAAAUGGAAGAUAAAUUAA
Molecule: messenger RNA, 2477 nt
Organism: Ictidomys tridecemlineatus (thirteen-lined ground squirrel)
Lineage: Eukaryota; Metazoa; Chordata; Mammalia; Rodentia; Sciuridae
Gene: Zpbp
Product: zona pellucida binding protein
Biological process (GO): acrosome assembly; binding of sperm to zona pellucida
Cellular component (GO): acrosomal vesicle; extracellular region; zona pellucida receptor complex
Source: RefSeq, a predicted model, not a curated record